AUGGCGCGGCAAUUGUUCAUUCACUUUUUGUUCAAGUUGAUCUUUGAGCCCACUUUUGAGCGGCCCGUAGGCUUCCAUAAAUGUCUGCAUUCUGGAUUUCAUUUCACUUUCAGUUGGAACAGCCUCCGUACUAAUCACUUCGGCCGCCUCGUCAAUAGCCUUUUUGGCCGCAGCCUUGACCUGAGUUUGAGUUGCUUCAUCAAACUUUUGAACGGCUCCUGGAAGUUUUUCGACCGCUUCUUUAAAUGGUUGUUUGAUGUUUUCCGUAAACUUCUUUCCAAGACCCUGAACCUCUUUCUGCACUACGCCGAUCGCAGUGUCAACGGCUUGGGCGGGGCUUUCAUUUUGGCCGAUGGUGUUAGUUGCACUUGUAAGCUGACUCUCAAGCGUCUUUGCUUUAUCCAAAGCACCGUGAACGUUUUUGCUGAGGUUUGUAAGACCAUCGCCGAUGAACCAUUCAACUUCGUCGCCGGCCUUCCAGGCGGUGGAGGCGAGGACUGGGAGGAUUCGUCGGACGGCGGAGAUAAGAUGUGUAUGGAUAUCAUGUUUGGGCUUCAUGUUAGUGAUGAACUUCUUUGCUGUCCAUAG
Messenger RNA from Babesia ovata, 588 nucleotides. Its product is annotated as family transcriptional regulator, putative. The transcript has a single exon. The coding region runs from base 1 to 588 and encodes 195 amino acids. NCBI's taxonomy places the organism in Eukaryota, Apicomplexa, Aconoidasida, Piroplasmida, Babesiidae. The record is from RefSeq and is a predicted model, not a curated record.